Zingiber officinale is the source of this 1459-nucleotide messenger RNA. Its product is annotated as probable magnesium transporter NIPA2. The record is from RefSeq and is a predicted model, not a curated record. Gene Ontology annotation, biological process: magnesium ion transport. The coding region runs from base 327 to 1283 and encodes 318 amino acids. Gene Ontology annotation, cellular component: membrane. Gene Ontology annotation, molecular function: magnesium ion transmembrane transporter activity. NCBI's taxonomy places the organism in Eukaryota, Viridiplantae, Streptophyta, Magnoliopsida, Zingiberales, Zingiberaceae. The transcript has 9 exons.
AGAGAAGAGAAGAGAAGAGGAGAGGAGAAAGGAGAGAAGAGACGCGAAGAGCAGAGAAGGAAGGUAUCGCAUUCCGUUCCUUGUCUCAUCUGAUCCAAACCCAGCCACGCGGCACCACUCGCCGUCGCAUCCUUGGAGUCCGUUGGGCGGCACGGGCAUUUCGGUGUCGGCGUCUCCGAACCUGAUGUUUGGGUCUUUCCCGUCGUUUCCUGCGCAGCGAAUGAGCUAAAUCGGAUUCAAAAGCUUGGUCUGGGCGUCGGUUGACGAAAACGAGCGAGGCAAAACCAUCUGUCUCCUCCUUUCCUUUGCUAUACUCGGCUUAAACAAUGGUAAUAUCCACUGAUAAUGUUCGGGGCUUUUCUCUGGCCCUUUCCUCAAGCGUUUUUAUCGGAUCAAGCUUUAUAAUAAAGAAGAUCGGUUUAAAGAAGGCAAGCUCCUACGGAAUCAGUGCAGGUUCCGGAGGAUUCUCAUAUUUAUAUGAGCCCUUGUGGUGGCUGGGAAUGGUUACUAUGAUUGUUGGUGAGGUUGCUAAUUUUGCUGCAUAUGCAUUUGCUCCAGCAAUACUUGUUACUCCUUUGGGAGCUUUGAGUGUUAUAGUCAGUGCAGUGCUUGCACAUUUUGUGUUGGAUGAGAAGCUACACAUAUUUGGUGUCCUUGGUUGUGUCCUUUGUGUUGUGGGAUCAACUAGUAUAGUUUUGCAUGCACCUCAAGAGAAGAAUAUUGAGUCAGUUAAGGAAGUGUGGGACCUAGCUACAGAACCAGGUUUCAUUGCUUACUCAUGUGUGGUUAUCAUCCUAGUAAUUGUUCUAGUUAUACAGUUCGCUCCGCGAUAUGGUCGAACGCAUUUGAUUGUCUAUGUUGGCAUUUGCUCAUUGAUGGGCUCUUUGACAGUUAUGGCUGUCAAAGCAGUGGGUAUUGCUUUAAAGCUUACGUUUUCUGGAAUGAAUCAAUUUGUAUAUGCUCAGACUUGGUUUUUCACAGUUGUCGUGAUAACUUGUUGUCUUUUUCAGUUGAACUACUUGAACAAGGCAUUGGACACUUUCAACACUGCAGUGAUUUCUCCUGUCUACUACGUUAUGUUCACUACUCUCACUAUAUUUGCCAGCAUGAUCAUGUUCAAGGACUGGUCUACACAGAAUGCAUCACAGAUUGUUACGGAGCUUUGUGGCUUUAUCACAAUUCUCUCAGGAACUUUCCUUCUUCAUAUGACAAAGGACAUGGGGAAUCCUGUGACCACAGAGCCAACCAGAUUGACGGAGAGAGAACUGUCAAACCACCACUAAUCACACUUGUUUUAGCUGUCUUGUUACGGUCGCCGAUGAAUUGGCUCCAUCACUAAAUUGCAUUUUUAGGAGAUUUCUUGAUUAGCUUAAUCUCGCUAAAAUGCAACAGAAAGCCUCUUCUUCAGUUAACAAGCUCAAGACACCUUGAGAUGACCUCAUACUUGAUUUCCCAGAUU